AUGUUUGAGAAAAUAAAUAAUCAAGUGGAAUUUCCAAAAAUAGAAGAAGAAAUACUUGAAUUUUGGAAAAAAGAAAAUGUUUUUGAACAAUCAAAAAAUAUCAGAGAAAAAAACAAGACUUAUGUUUUUUACGAUGGACCACCAUUCGCUACUGGUUUGCCGCAUUAUGGGCAUAUUUUAGCAAGCACUAUUAAAGACAUCGUACCUCGUUAUUUUGCCAUGAAGGGAAAUUAUGUUGAAAGGCGAUUUGGCUGGGAUUGUCACGGUUUGCCUGUGGAGAUGGAAAUUCAAAAAGAGUUAGGAUUUAGCACUUCUAAAGAAAUUAUUGAAUACGGUGUGGAUCGCUUUAAUGAUGCUUGUCGCAAGAUUGUCCUUCGCUAUGCAGAAGAAUGGGAAAAGGUGAUCAGUCGGAUGGGGCGUUGGGUAGAUUUUAAAAACGAUUAUAAAACCAUGAAUAUCAGUUUUAUGGAAAGUGUUUGGUGGGUUUUUAAGUCUCUCUACGAUAAAGGUCUUAUCUAUCGUGGUUUUAAAGUGAUGCCUUAUUCAUGGAAAGCUGAAACCAUUCUCUCCAAUUUUGAAGAAAAUCUUAACUAUAAAGAAACUCAAGAUCAUGCUAUUACCGUUAAAUUACCUUUAGUGGAAGAUGAUAAAACUUUUUUCCUUGCUUGGACAACUACCCCUUGGACACUGAUUUCUAAUCUCGCAUUAGCAGUGGGUGGCGACUUGGAGUAUGCCAAAGUUAAAAGGGGUGAUGAAAUUUAUUAUCUAAGCGAUGCUAGUUUAAUUCGUUUAUUUAAAAAGGAAGAAGUGACAGUUAUUGAAAAACUAAAGGGUCGCGAUCUUAUUGGAAUAGAGUAUCAACCACUUUUUAACUUUGCUAGUAAGGAAAUUAAAGAUCAUAAAAAUGCUUUUCGAGUGCUUGAUGGAAAGGACUAUGUCAGUGAAGAAGAGGGAGUAGGAAUUGUUCAAAUGGCUCCUGCUUAUGGAGUAGAGGAUUUUGAAAUUUGCAGUCAAGCAGGAUUACCUUGUUUCGAUCCUAUUGACAAUGCUGGAUUUUUUAAUUCUAAAAUUGACUUCAUUGCUGGAAUGAAUUUUAAAGAAGCGGAAAAAAAAAUCAUACAAAAACUUAAAUCGCAAGGAAAAUUGUUCAAACAUGAAAGCAUCCACCAUAGUUAUCCUUUCUGCUGGCGUACGGAUACUCCCUUGAUGUAUAAAGCAAUCUCUACAUGGUUUGUUAAAGUGACCGAUUUUCGAGAUUCGAUUAUUUCGAAUAAUCAAAAAAUCCAUUGGGAACCUAAACAUAUUAAAAAUGGUCGCUUUGGCAAGUGGCUUGAAAAUGUCCAUGACUGGGCUAUCAGUCGCAAUCGUUUUUGGGGAACGCCUCUACCCAUUUGGGAGUCUGAAAACGGUGAUAUUUUGUGUUUUGGUGAUAUUGCUUCUUUAGAAAAGGCUUCUGGAAAGAAGGUAACAGACCUCCACAAGGAGUACAUGGAUGUCAUUGUCAUUGAAAAAGAGGGUAAAAAAUAUCGCAGAAUUCCAGAAGUGCUUGAUUGUUGGUUCGAAUCUGGGUCGAUGCCUUAUGGACAGAAUCAUUAUCCUUUUGAAAAUAAGGAAGCCUUUGAUAAAAACUUUCCAGCUCACUUUAUUUCUGAGGGGCUUGACCAAACUCGUGGGUGGUUUUAUACCUUAUUGGUUAUCUCCAGUGCUCUCUUUGAUAAACCUUCUUUUCAGAAUGUGAUGGUAAGCGGACUCAUUCUUGCAGAGGAUGGAAAGAAAAUGUCCAAAAGACUAAAGAAUUAUCCCGACCCUAGCUAUGUUUUAUCAAAUUAUGGAGCCGAUGCUCUUAGGGUCUAUCUCAUUAGUUCCAGUGUUAUUAAAGCUGAAACACUCAAGUUUUCUGAAAAUGGACUAAAAGAAAUUGUCAAGUCCAUCAUGAUCCCAUUGUGGAAUGUGUUUUCCUUUUUGACUACCUAUGCGAAUAUUGACGGGUGGGAUCAAAAUUCUCACUUUGAAGUGGAAGAGCUCCAUCAUCCUUUGGAUCGUUGGCUUUUCUCCUAUCGACAAACCUUAAUUGAAAAGAUUAAUCUUUCGAUGGAAAAUUAUCAGCUCUUCAAUGCAGUACCUCCUAUGAUUGAUUUCAUUGAAAAGCUCACCAACACCUAUGUGAGAAGGUCAAGAAAAAGGUUUUGGAAAAGCGAGAAUGAUGAGGAUAAAAAUCAAGCUUACUUCACCUUGUAUGAAAAUCUCAAAAGUUUUGCUGUCAUCCUCGCUCCUUUCAUGCCAUUUGUUAGUGAAAGAAUUUAUCAAGUUUUAAGAAGAGAAAAAGAUCCUAUUUCCGUUCAUCUAGAAGACUACCCUACUUAUCGAGUGAUUCAAGUUGAUAAGGAAUUAGAAAAAGAGAUGGAGUGGGUGGACAAAAUUCUCUCUAUGGCGAGGGCGCUUCGUCUUAAAAAUCGCUUAAAAAUACGCCAACCUUUAAAAAAGAUGAUCAUCGUCAAUAAAAAUCAUGCUUGGUUAAAAGAAAUAUUGAAUCAGAAUUUAACUACCAUUAAAGAAGAGAUCAAUGUAAAAGAAAUUAGCUUUGAAUUUAAUGAAAUAGAUUAUGUCGAGUAUCAAGCUAAAAUAGAUUUUCAAAAACUGGGUAAGAAAUUCGGAAGCAAGAUCAAGACCAUUAACAACAAGGUGACUUCCCUUAGCAAUGAAGAAAUUAUUCAUAUUCAUGAAAAAGGGAAUUUUUCUUUUGAUUUGGAUGGUGAGACAAUCACCCUGGAGCUUGCCGAUCUUGAUAUUCGCCGACAAGAAAAACAAGGACAUGUUGUAUUCAAUCAAGGAGAGCUUACCUGCGUUUUAGAUGUUGAACUUAACCAAGAUUUAAUCGAUGAAGGAUAUGCUCGUGAGUUUAUUAAUCGAGUGCAAAAGAAAAGGAAGGAAAUGGAUUUGAACUACACCGAUCGGAUUAAGGUUUUUUUCCACAGUUCUAAAGUUUUGAAAAAUGCCAUUGAAAAAAAAUCAGAUACCAUCGAGAAAGAAACUCUUGCUAAUGAAUUAUGUUUUGUGAACGACAAUGAGGAUGAUUGGUUAAAAGAUGCCGAGCAAGAUGAACUUAACGAAGAGCAAUGUCUUAUUAAGAUUACUAAAAUAAGAUUACUACUAAAAUAA
This is a messenger RNA of Ylistrum balloti, 3159 nucleotides long. RefSeq names its product isoleucine--tRNA ligase-like. Gene Ontology annotation, biological process: isoleucyl-tRNA aminoacylation. The transcript has a single exon. The record is from RefSeq and is a predicted model, not a curated record. Bases 1 to 3159 code for a protein of 1052 amino acids. NCBI's taxonomy places the organism in Eukaryota, Metazoa, Mollusca, Bivalvia, Pectinida, Pectinidae. Gene Ontology annotation, molecular function: ATP binding; tRNA binding; isoleucine-tRNA ligase activity.